GAUCGAAACGGAUUUCCAUGUUCUGGAACCUGUGACCUUUGAUCGAGUGACCCAAAAAAUCAAUAGAGAUAAUCUACUCUGAAUGUCCACUAACCUAAUGAAGUUUCAAUAUUUCAGGCCAAGCGGUUCUAAAGUUAUUGAUCGGAAACGGUCCAUAUGACAUUGACUUUUGAUGGAGUGGCCCCAGAUACCAUAAGGGGCAUCUAUUUCGUCAGUCCUUUAAACUUUUAAAGUUUGAAAAUUUUAGGUGAAAUAAAGUGUGACGGAUGGACAGACGAUCAGACGUGGAGCUCAAAAAGUAUGUCUUUGGAAGCACACACCGACAACAAACAUCAAGAGUCUUACAUCACAAAAUAGGCCAACCGGUUAUGAAACUAAAACAGAAAUAUAUAGCGGAUGGAUUGCUUUUAAAAUGCCCAUGAUUAAGUGUGAUUUGAUUAUAUGAAAAAUAUGAAAUAUCAUUUAAAGUUUGAUCCUUGAAAAAACAAAUAAAGAGGGUAAAACGACAAGAAGAGCAAUUACUUUGAUCCGUGCAUAUUUCUUUCCAAUAACAUUCAAUAGUAAACGUAGUAUACCAAAACAUAUAUCAAUGCAAACGAUCAGUACAUAUCAUGACAAGCCUUGUUCCACUAGGUUGAUUACAUUUAAAUUUUUAUAAAAUCGUUCAAUGAUAUCUUUUUUUAAUAUCUGUUAAUAGUUUUUAACUAUGAAACCACAUAUCUUUGUCCUCUAACUUUUUUCCGUAUAUCUAUAAAUAGUAUUAUCUUUAUGCGACUGAGUAACUAUUGCCAACGAUGUUGAAACGUCAUUUCCGCCCAAAGCGGAACAGCCUUCUGUGAUUCUGUGUUUUAGAAUUCUGUGGAUUAAAAUGGACUAAGUAAACAGAAACCAUAUUUUCAAACAUGUAAUGGCCGGUGAAGACUUUGAAAAGGAUCUGUAUAAAAAUUGGGUCCGUGGUGCAAAGGGCUUAGAGUACUUACAGGAAGGACUUCAAGACUUUGUUGGAGAUAAAGUGCAGCAUUGUCGUGACCAAUCUUUACAAAAAAUAACAAAUGGCUUGCCGACACGAUCUACGCGUCAGUGCAAUCAGUGUACGUCUCAAAAUCUUUUGCCUGAACACGCGAAAAAGAAGACCGCCUGUAACGGAAGCACGUGCAUAGAAAAAAUCCCAAAUAACUGCCUUGGAAGUAAACCAAACGGUCGUAGAAAAUGCCCGAAUAAAAUAUGCAGUAAAUUAUAUGAUGAAAUCGUACUUGACCAUUACUGGAGAGAUCCGCUGUGGAAGAACACAGAUCCAAGUACGUGGUGUUCAGAUCCUCUCGGAUGGAGCUUGGGGAAAUGUUUCCAGACAACUACAGGCUCUGGUACAUCAGCUAGCACAACAGAUGCUGCCGGACUCCUUAGCAUUCUGAUCAAUAACAAAACAAUACAGAACAACUGGCUAGCAUGCAGUGACAUGUCUUCAAAAAUAACGUGCCCUUUUAACAGGGCAAGAGACAUACGUAAUGUAAUUCUGCAUAGUUCAAAACUCGAACUUGAUGAACCGACGUUAGGCUAUUAUUUAGAUACAUUCAUAACAGUCCUUCAAGAUGCAAAAUGUCUACGCAAUUGCAAUGAAUCGAAACAGGCUGUUAAUAAACUAUUACAGUUGAAAAACAAACAGAUCCAUAUAAGUCAGAAGGAUGAAACAAGACUCGUCCAAAAUCGGAGAGAGGCCUUGUCUGAACUAGAGGAAAGGGCAGCAGAAGUACUGCGCAAAAUUGACGACAGAGCUGCAACUGUUUUGUCUGACAUAGAGCAGACUAAAGCUACAGCCAAACUCAACGUAAUAGAGGAGAAACGGGGCGCAUUGUCUGAUAUAGAAGAAGCAAAGAGGGGAGCUGAACAGGACUUUCAGGAUAACACAAACGCUGCCUUGUCUGAAUUAGAACAGGCCAGAAAAGGAGCUGAACAGGGCGUUAGCAAAAGCACAAAAGCUGCCUUGUCUGAAUUAGAAGAAGCAAAGAUAAAGUCUGUACAGGAUGUUAAAGAAAGUACAAAAGAUGCAUUGUCCAAAUUAGAAGAAGCAAAGAAAGGGGCUGCACAAGACGUUGAAGAAAGUACAAAAGAUGCCUUGUCAAAAUUAGAAGAAGCAAAGAAAGGGGCUGCACAAGACGUUGAAGAAAGUACAAAAGAUGCUUUGUCCAAAUUAGAAAAAUCAAAGAAAGAUGCUGAACAGGACGUUAAGGAAAACACAAAAGAUGCUUUGUCAAAAUUAGAAGAAGCAAAGAAAGGGGCUGCACAAGACGUUGAAGAAAGUACAAAAGAUGCCUUGUCAAAAUUAGAAGAAACAAAGAAAGGGGCUGCACAAGACGUUGAAGAAAGUACAAAAGAUGCCUUGUCAAAAUUAGAAGAAGCAAAGAAAGGGGCUGCACAAGACGUUGAAGAAAGUACAAAAGAUGCUUUGUCCAAAUUAGAAAAAUCCAAAAAAGAGGCUGAACAGGACGUUAAGGAAAACACAAAAGAUGCCUUGUCCAAAUUAGAAGAAGCAAGGAAAUGGACUGAACAGGACGUUAAAGAAAGUAAAAAAGAUGCUUUGUCAGAAUUAGAAGAAGCAAAGAAAUUGGCUGCACAAGACGUUGAAGAAAGUACAAAAGAUGCCUUGUCAAAAUUAGAAGAAGCAAAGAAAGGGGCUGCACAAGACGUUGAAGAAAGAACAAAAGAUGCUUUAUCCAAAUUAGAAAAAUCCAAGAAAGAUGCUGAACAUGACGUUAAGGAAAACACAAAAGAUGCUUUGUCCAAAUUAGAAGAAGCAAAGAAAGGGGCUGCACAAGACGUUGAAGAAAGUACAAAAGAUGCCUUGUCAAAAUUAGAAGAAACAAAGAAAGGGGCUGUACAAGACGUUGAAGAAAGUACAAAAGAUGCCUUUUCAAAAUUAGAAGAAGCAAAGAAAGGGGCUGCACAAGACGUUGAAGAAAGUACAAAAGAUGCUUUGUCCAGAUUAGAAAAAUCCAAGAAAGAGGCUGAACAGGACGUUAAGGAAAACACAAAAGAUGCCUUGUCCAAAUUAGAAGAAACAAGGAAAUGGACUGAACAGGACGUUAAAGAAAGUAAAAAAGAUGCUUUGUCAGAAUUAGAAGAAGCAAAGAAAGGGGCUGCACAAGACGUUGAAGAAAGUACAAAAGAUGCCUUGUCAAAAUUAGAAGAAGCAAAGAAAGGGGCUGCACAAGACGUUGAAGAAAGUACAAAAGAUGCUUUGUCCAAAUUAGAAAAAUCCAAGAAAGAUGCUGAACAGGACGUUAAGGAAAACACAAAAGAUGCUUUGUCCAAAUUAGAAGAAGCAAAGAAAGGGGCUGCACAAGACGUUGAAGAAAGUACAAAAGAUGCCUUGUCAAAAUUAGAAGAAACAAAGAAAGGGGCUGCACAAGACGUUGAAGAAAGUACAAAAGAUGCCUUGUCAAAAUUAGAAGAAGCAAAGAAAGGGGCUGCACAAGACGUUGAAGAACGUACAAAAGAUGCUUUGUCCAAAUUAGAAAAAUCCAAGAAAGAGGCUGAACAGGACGUUAGGGAAAACACAAAAGAUGCCUUGUCCAAAUUAGAAGAAGCAAGGAAAUGGACUGAACAUGACGUUAAAGAAAGUAAAAAAGAUGCUUUGUCAGAAUUAGAAAAAGCAAAGAAAUUGGCUGCACAGGACGUAAAAGAAAUCACAAAAGAUGCCUUGUCUAAAUUAGAUGAAGCAGGAAAAGAGGUUGCACAGGACGUUAUAGAAAAUACAAAAGCUGCCUUGUCAGAAUAUGCAGAAGGUAAAUUUACGUUAUUUGACGCAAAAGAUGUGCACAAAGGCUGUAAACUUUAUUCUUAUGAUGAAGACAUUUCAUUUUCUUAG
This is a messenger RNA of Mercenaria mercenaria, 3865 nucleotides long. RefSeq names its product myosin-11-like. The transcript has 4 exons. Lineage: Eukaryota; Metazoa; Mollusca; Bivalvia; Venerida; Veneridae. Bases 908 to 3865 code for a protein of 985 amino acids. The record is from RefSeq and is a predicted model, not a curated record.